This is a messenger RNA of Myripristis murdjan (pinecone soldierfish), 2399 nucleotides long. Its product is annotated as transmembrane protein 198-like. The record is from RefSeq and is a predicted model, not a curated record. Bases 361 to 1374 code for a protein of 337 amino acids. NCBI's taxonomy places the organism in Eukaryota, Metazoa, Chordata, Actinopteri, Holocentriformes, Holocentridae. Gene Ontology annotation, cellular component: plasma membrane. The transcript has 5 exons.
AGGGACUUAGUGCGUCGGUCACUGAGUCUAGCCCAGAACAGAGGGAACCUCACAGCCACAGACUUCUUCCUGGAGCUCACCUCUUGUGGGUUUGCUGGAAUGGAAGAUAUUUAACCAUGAAGAGCAGUUUAUCUUCUCUGAAUAAGCCCAGAUUUACAUCGUGAAGAUAUGCCUCACUCCAGGUGCAGGACAGGAAAUGGCUUAGUACAUGUUCUUCAUUCAGGAGCUUCCUCUUUCCCUGGAUGCUGCGCACAGGACGAUCCACUGUCCCCUCUUCAGUGAACAAAGUCAAGUACUUUUCUAUCCAGUCCAACUGAACCACAACAACAACAACAACAACAAUCAUCAUCAUCUUCCAAGAUGGCAGACACUUUGCUGUAUGUUACUGAGGAGCCAGGACCAAGCUUAACUGAGGUGGACAUAUGUGUGCUUGAGAUUCGAAAGAAAUAUGAAGUCAUCCCAACCAUUGUCUGCUCUAUAUGCUUUUCAUUUGGACUUAUCUACUGUUUUUCUGGAUACCGCUGCUUUAAGAUGGUCAUGUUCCUCUCUGGCUUCAUGCUGGGAUCAGCCGCCGUUUUCUUGUUGUACCAUAAGGAGCCUGUGCUGGACUCCCAGCUGGGGGUAGAGACCAAGGCAGGGAUCGGCCUGGGCGUGGGUGUGCUGUGUGGUCUGAUGACGAUGCUGGUGUACACUAUGGGACUUUUCCUCACUGGCCUGCAGCUGGGGUGCCUGAUCACCGUUUCCAGCCUGGUGGUUAUCAGUCAGUUUUACAGCCUCACUCCAGUGUGGGUGCCUCUCUGUGCUGUGGUGGCAGCCAGCAUCGUCACCGCCGUGUUCACACUUCAGUGGCAGAAGCUGUUCACUGUCAUCUCCACGGCUGUGUUUGGGGCAACCACUGUGAUGUUUUGUGUGGAUUACCUGCUGGGGAUGUUUAUGCUGGCCGGCCAUUUGUAUGACAUUGUUUGUCAAGUUGAUCCACGUCCACUCUGCUGGUUCAAUUGGGUAAUCAGUGGGAUCUGCCCUCUCCUGAGUCUGAUUGGUGUGCUGGUGCAGUGGAAGUUCACCGCCAACGGGGUAUCGCAUUUAGAAGUUAAACACAAAAAACAUCAGAAACACUCCAAGAAGGUGAAAUAUGGAUACAGAGACUCCAGGAGACGGCCUGAUGCUCGGCGGCGGCGCAGGCCUCCACCCCUGAAGCGUUACGCUGGUGACGUCCUUGCCCCGAGUUAUCUCCAGAGCCUUCAGGAGCGCCAGAUGGGAACAGGUUCCUCUACCAGCAGCCUCAGCACGAUCACACACACUGUAAUUGACUUUGACUUUGAGACGGGCUCCAUGGUGCCGCUCACUGCCGCCUCGCCUGUCUUUAGGGUCUGAAGGAAAACAGCAUCAAACAAAACCCUCCACAGCAUGUCUCCUCAUUUGUGGCUCACUGAAACCGCACCUGAGAAUUGAACAGCCCUUUAAAAUCUUUCCGAGGAGGGUCAUGCAGUUUAUCUGGUAAAAGGAACCUACUAUAACUGGAUUCACCAGCUAACCAUCAAGAAAGUGACAUGAGAUUCUUGGAACUCAGCCCAAACCUUGUGAUGACUUCUGAAUGACGACAAGACACCACACCACCACGUCAGUGCACACAAUAGAUGUCACCAGAUUUGUAACCACCACAUCCCUCAUUUAGUUUUGCUUGUGCAAGGCAGAUUGUUUCACAGUAAUGCUGUUUUCCCCCACACACAUAAGUGUAAUCAUCUCUUAUUUUCCAAAUAAAUACAAUAGGAUUUUUUUUUAGUUAGUUAGCUGACACAUAGCCUUAAAAUAGGUGUCUAAGUUAAUGAAUGUAGUAACAAACAUAGCCUAAGUAUCAUGGUGAAAAACUAAUACUGGCAUAUACCACACAAACUGACCAUAUGCUAAUGGGAAAAGAUUCAGCAAUAAUUUGACCGCUUGGUAUUAUUUGGUUUUUGGACUAUUAUCCACAAUUAAUCUCAGAUAAAACCACAAACUGUGUUUUAUGGUGUUCAUUAGUCCUCACAACUGAGAGCAAGUGUACAGUAAUGAUCAUUUUGUGGAUGUAAUAUAGAUGCCUUAUGAUGGGACAGUGGACAACAACAAUCUCAUCCUAUCCAACACAAUGCAUAGGUUGGCUUGUUAUAUCAUUUGUACUGAAAAGCUUUUUGAAUUGUAUUCACCAUUUUAAAAAAAAAAAGAAAGAAAACAACCAAUGGUAACUUCACCCUAAAUUUUCCAUCAGCAUCAUGCAAAUCUUUAUUUUUCUGAUUUUCAUGCAGACUUGAUCUAUAGUAGGAAGGUAAUAAUACUCUCUUUCUUCAUACAUGGGAUUCAUGUGUGAAAAUGUUCCUUUCAUUUGAGGAGUUCAAAUAAAUAAACAUCUCUGUCUGAUACUA